Molecule: messenger RNA, 2960 nt
Organism: Rhipicephalus sanguineus (brown dog tick)
Lineage: Eukaryota; Metazoa; Arthropoda; Arachnida; Ixodida; Ixodidae
Product: sucrase-isomaltase, intestinal
Exons: 22
Coding region: 23-2803 (926 amino acids)
Biological process (GO): carbohydrate metabolic process
Molecular function (GO): carbohydrate binding; hydrolase activity, hydrolyzing O-glycosyl compounds
Source: RefSeq, a predicted model, not a curated record
GCUCUCUUUCUCUUCCAGGAAAAUGGCAUCAUCGACCUUCAGCUACUGCCCCAGUCGUGCUGCUGAGGCCAAGAAGGGAUUGCAAGACAGUUCUCUCGAGUUGCUCGCCAGCAUCCCCGAGGAGUCUUCCCUGUCACGCUCCUCCGGUCACCUGCACCGUUCGCUACGCGGGCCGCUGCUGUGCGCACUCGUGUCCCUCCUGCUUUCGGUCACGGUGCUGGCCAGCUGCGCUGUGCUAGUGUACGUCGAGGUCUACUACCGCUCGUCCUUCCCGCUUCGUGUUGACUGCAACCUGGACCCAACCACAGGUGGACUCGCUGACUAUGGCCGAUGCAUACGCAGAGGGUGCAAGUACGUGUCAACGGACAGCACGAUGCCUGCGUGUUUCUUCCCCGAAGAAUACGGCUACGUCACGGAGAGCGAAGAACGCCACGCGGACGGUAGCGGAUUCACGGCGCGUCUGAAGAGACCGGACUCACCGCCGUUGUUUGGCGAGGAAUUCAACGACGUGGCCGUUAACGUUUCUUUCUUGACGCCUUCUAGGCUCCGCGUGCAAAUGAUACCGGAUGGUCACAGCUACCAGCCGAUUGUAUUCGAAGAAGAUAAGUUACAACGCUGCAAUGAAAACGAUACGGUUUAUGAAGUUUCACAAGAACAGUCUGGACGGUUAUUCGGCAUUGUGGUCAGGCGGAAAGAAAACGGUGCGGUGAUAUUUGACACGAGACUGCCAGGUACAGUGCUAUCAGAGCAGUUUCUGCAGGUCUCUACUCGACUGACAACAGCGAAUAUAUUCGGCCUCGGAGGCCUUUCCCCGAAGGAAACGCUCAAACAGGACAUCAACUGGAAGACAAUAACAUUUUUCAACAAACGAAUUCAUAAUAGACCGAGUGAGUAUUUUGGUGUGCACCCUUUUUACAUGGUGGUCGAGGAGGACGGGAAAGCGAAUGGCAUAUUUUUGAGAAACGGAAACGCAAUGGAUGUUUUGCUGCAGCCAGAGAAAGUGAUCACGCUUAGGACAACUGGAGGCCUGCUUGACUUCGACAUCUUUCUUGGCGACAAUCCUGACGACGUUUUGCGCCAGUUCACAGAGCUAGUUGGAAGACCAGCAAUGCCUCCUCUCUGGGCACUGGGGCAUCACGUCAGUGUGGAGGCGGACGUCGAGAUUUCACAAGUGUGGCCCCUACUGCAGACACUACAACAAGCCGGUAUUGAAGUGGCAGCUUUGCAUCUCAAUGAGGGAAUUGCAAACGGAAAAUUUGCAACCGACGACUCCUCGAUUGUUGACGAAAUCUUGAGGCUCCGAAAUGACACUCAGGAUGCUGGCAUAAGAUAUCUGCUCCGAGCAGAUCCCCUCCUGCCCUCUCCAGGGACGCAUACGAUCCCACUAAUACUGAGUGAAGGUGGCAGGAACGCCAGUGAGAUUGCGUUUGUAGAUUUCACUAAUCCGGAAACGGAGAUGAAGUGGACAAAAACUUUGCGUUCGCUACUGGAGAAUAUUGGAUUCGACGGGCUGCUACUGGACAUGAGCGAGCCGACUUACCCUCCCGAGCUGAACCGAUCGGGUAUAAAGUGCCCAGAAAACAAGUGGAACAACCCCCCUUAUCCCGUUGGCUUUCAGCACUGGGGUAGAGCAAUGUUCGAGAACAGCGUGUGCGGCGAUGCCAACCAGUCUACCGGCACCCACUACAACCUGCACAACCUCUACGGGUAUCACCAUUCGAAGACGACUUGGAAGAGCUUGAUAAACCUCCUGAAGGAACGAGGAGGACAGAGGCCCAUGAUUCUGAGCCGCUCGACGUUCUCGGGUUCAGGAUCCUUCGGCGGACACUGGUUCGAAGAGCCCGAGUGCAGCUGGGAAGGACUGCGUAGGACCAUAGUCAAGGCGGUCGAGUUCUCCAUGUUCGGAAUGCCUCUGGUUGGCGGCUACUGCCAUUGGUCUAACAAAUCAGAAGAUGUCCGUCUAGCGUGGCUUAAAGUGUCAGCGCUGCUUCCACUCUCUAUCAGAAGAAUGAGCCGAGCAGAGAACCUCGAGGAAGACGAAGCGACAUCAAGGCUCCUGAAUGCGUCGGGUACUGUCCUCGCUACCAGAAAGCUCUUGUUGCCCUACAUCUACACGGUCUUCUACGAGGCUCACGUGAUGGGUGGCGCCGUUCUGCGGGCACCAUUUUACGAGUUUCCCACAGACCCUUACGCGAUGAACAUCAGCUAUCAGUUCCUUUGGGGCUCUGCUCUACUCGUUUCCCCCAGGAUACAAGAGGAUGCUCCCGGAGUAGACGCCUACUUCCCAGCGGGCCAGUGGUGCGACUUCUACACGGGCGAAUCCAUCAAUCUACAGCGUGGAGGCAACGUCACGCUUAACUCCGAGAACGCCGCCUUGCACGUCAGGGGCGGUUUCAUAAUUCCUUUGCUUCGACCCGUUGACAACCAGAGCAGUUCUGUAAGAAAACUGGAGCUGUUCGUCUCUCCUGACGAGAAUGGCGAAGCAUCGGGUUUCCUCUACUGGGACGACGGCAUCACAUACUACGAAGACAUGACAGUCGCAGUCGCCACGCGCCUCAACUUCACUUUGACCAAGGAGCAAAAUGUUUCCAAGUUGUCCUUAUCAGCCGUGAAAAAGAACUCCCACAAACAAGAAGCACUGAUGAUAGACUCAGUGACCUUCUGUAAUGCAGCUCCUCCGGUUUCAGUUUUGUUGGAUGGAAAGACAAGCGUCAACUCAACGUACAACUCGAACCUCAAGGUUCUCAGGGUGGCACUUUUAUCCAUGGAUGACACCAAUCAUGUAAUUGCUAUGAAUUACUAGAUAAUCACAAUACAACACACGGAACGAAAGAGUAAUGCACAGACCUCUUACCUGUGUGUACAAAAUAUUCAUCAAUUUCUGCAUUGUAAAAGCAUGGUUAAUGUAUCAUCUGACGUUCACAAAUUUCGAGUUGAAUAAAACAAUGCAGAAGCUUGGA